AUGAAUUCAUCACCAAACAAUUCAAGAAAAUCAGAAUUUAAUAAUAGUCUUUUGGAUCAGCUUUCCGUUGCCUUUAGUUCACAAACAACUUUAGCAGACAACAAGAACACAUCACGUUUAAAUAAUAAUAGACGAUCCACUACACCACCACCACCACCACCACCUGCAACACCCUUACGAAAACGUUCUUCUGGCAAUAUUAAUUCUAGUUUUUAUUAUCGUUCAUCACCAGACAUUGAAAGAAGAAGAGAUUCUGGUGGUAUUAAUUAUUCAAAUAUUGUCUCUGCAUUCAAUGAGUAUCAACAACAAAAGUGUACACAAAAUAGUAAUGACGUAGAACCAUUAUUAGUAACAUUUAGAAAGGGUGAACCUUCACCAUCUUCAACGGCAUCCUUACCAGCAGCCACCACGGCUUCACCUAUCAGUGACAAAUUAGCAAUUAGCAAUACAAAUCAUCGGGGUAGAAUAGCGAAAAGAACAUCACCUGCAGCGCUCUCAUUAACAACUGCAAACGUAAUUAAUAGCCCACAUAUGAUGGCCACUAAUUCAGCUUCAUUAGCUAAAGCUGUAAAGGAAACUAAAAGCAUCUCUCCAUUAGAAUUAUCUGAGCUUAUUGAUUCGCAUACACAAGUUGAGCCUCUUAUGAUAGAUAUGCGAUCAAUUGACCUUUAUGAAAGAUCACGUAUUCGUCACUCAAUACAUAUUAGUGUCCCUACACUACUCAUUAAACGGUAUCGUCGAGGUGUGGUUUCGAAUUUCAAUUUAGAAAGUUUUAUUACAACAUCAGAAGGCAUGGAACGUUUCAGGGCUUGGAUGAAACAAGAUAAACUCGAUAAUGAUGACAAGGAGUUGCAGCCAGGAGAGAUAGUGAUCUAUGACGAUCACAUGAAUGAUAAGAUGGCAGCGACAUGGACACUAAUAGGUGUCCUUCAGAAGAAUGCAAUGAAAGUGCGGUGGCUUCAAGGCGGGUUUAACGGUUUUUUAGCUUGGGAUACUAAACAUGAAUAUUUGAUUGGGUCAGAGUUUAUUAGAUCAGAUACACCACCUUUACCAAUACCUACUUACAGUCAUCCUAUGAAUGACAUGUCUUCAUCAUCUAUCGCUCAAUUCCAUCAUAAUAGAGAACAAAUACCAAAUAAACUAAAAAUGCCAACACCGAUGAUUUCUAGAAGUGCAAUCACGUUAUCAUCAUCAAAUCACACUUAUAAUCAAGAAAAUGUACAAAGACGAGCAAGCUUAUUUAAUUUGGAUACUAAAAGUAUGCGCUCUAAAAAUAGACCUUUAGUAAGUGUGGCUCAACAACAACAACAACAACAACAACAGCGAAGAUAUCAGCCACAGAAAGUGGAAUACAACCACCACCACCACCACCACAAGAUUCCUUUUAGCCUUAAUGAAGCCGAUAAAAACUUACAAACACAUGCUGCUUCUGGUUAUUCACUUGAGAAAGAAAAAGAGGAAGAAAAAAAGGAAGAAGGAGAGGAAGAGGAAGAGGAAGAAGAGGAGAAGUUUUAUACCCCACUCGAACAACAACUCUCCUCUGCUAACGAUAAUAAUGAUAAUACUCCAGCUUUAUUAAUAGCAGUAAAUGGAUUAAAUGACAGUAAUCAUCAUCAUAAUUUGACUAUUACACCUAAAACAGAAAAUGAGUAUGACUUUGUAGUUUCAGAAAUUAUUCCCCAUUUUCUCUAUUUAGGGCCUGAAAUAGCAACAGAUGAUCAAUUGAAUGAUCUUCGAGAUAGAUCUAUACGACGCAUUUUGAAUAUGGCAGAAGAAUGCGAGGACGAUAUACCUGGAUUAAAAGAAAAUUUUAUAUACACUAAAAUAGCUGCUCAAGAUACAGUAGAAAUGCAAAAUGUUCAAGGUACUUUAAAGAAAGCAGUUCAUGUAAUAGAGGACUCUAAAAAACAUCAUGAACCAAUUUAUGUUCAUUGUAAAGCAGGGAAAUCUAGAUCAGCAGCAGCAAUAUUAGCUUAUUUAGUAUUAUCAGAACAUUGGACGUUGAAACGAGCUUACCGACAUAUUGUAAAAGCACGUCCAAACAUUUCACCUAAUAUUGGAUUUGUGGCUGAAUUAAUGAAGUUGGAGAAAGAUGUGCAUGGUAAAACAAGUAACUUUGCAGGGACAGACUGGCAUUUUGUGGAUUUAGCAAAUCCACCAAGUCCAGAAACUCAGAAGGAGAUGGGAAGACUUGAAAAAGCUUGGAAACGAGGAAGUUUGAUAAGUAAUGCCGGUAGUCAUAUAGACCUUACAACAGCAAUUAAGAGUCAACAACAAGAAUAG
Messenger RNA from Cokeromyces recurvatus, 2283 nucleotides. RefSeq lists its product as uncharacterized. Bases 1 to 2283 code for a protein of 760 amino acids. Gene Ontology annotation, molecular function: protein tyrosine/threonine phosphatase activity; MAP kinase tyrosine/serine/threonine phosphatase activity. The record is from RefSeq and is a predicted model, not a curated record. Gene Ontology annotation, biological process: protein dephosphorylation; negative regulation of MAPK cascade. Lineage: Eukaryota; Fungi; Mucoromycota; Mucoromycetes; Mucorales; Mucoraceae. The transcript has 2 exons. Gene Ontology annotation, cellular component: cytoplasm.